CUUAUCGAAAUGUUGGGUGUUUUGGCGAGUUAUAGUAUUACAGUUAAAGAACUGAAAUUACUGUUUGGUACCAUGAAAGCUGUAAAUGGUAAAUGGCCUCGACACUCGGCAAAGCUGUUAAAUGUUUUAAGACAAAUGCCUCAUCGCAAUGGUCCGGACGUAUUUUUUAGCUUCCCAGGACGUAAAGGAUCUGCAAUGGUUCUACCACCGUUGGCUAAAUGGCCAUAUGAGAACGGUUUUACAUUUACAACAUGGUUUCGUUUGGAUCCUAUUAAUUCUGUGAAUAUUGAACGUGAGAAACCCUACCUCUAUUGUUUUAAGACAUCAAAAGGUGUUGGAUAUACCGCACACUUUGUUGGCAAUUGUCUGGUACUUACCUCAAUGAAAGUUAAGGGCAAAGGCUUUCAACAUUGUGUAAAAUAUGAAUUCCAGCCAAGAAAGUGGUACAUGAUAGCUAUUGUGUACAUUUACAACCGCUGGACAAAAAGCGAAAUAAAGUGCCUGGUUAAUGGACAAUUAGCGUCCAGUACUGAAAUGGCGUGGUUUGUUUCAACAAACGAUCCAUUUGACAAAUGUUAUAUAGGGGCUACACCCGAGUUAGAUGAAGAACGUGUCUUCUGUGGUCAAAUGUCUGCUAUAUAUUUAUUUAGUGAGGCUUUGACUACUCAACAAAUUUGCGCAAUGCAUCGUCUUGGGCCAGGUUAUAAGUCACAAUUCCGAUUCGAUAAUGAGUGCUAUUUGAACCUGCCGGACAAUCAUAAAAGGGUGAGUCAACAACAGUUACUACAACAACAACAAACACCAACCCAACAUACCGCCGCAUUGUUAUUAGCCGAAGCCGAUGUCCAAUCGAUUGAUUGGGCAGAUGAAAAGUUAGACCUGCAAGCUGCAUUUGCAAAGAUACGUACUGUGUUAGCAACUCGAAGUGCUAAUGCAAAUGCUGUCUUACAGGCCUUAACGGUUGGAGGUAGUGGUUUAACUGUAAAUUCAACAGAGAUCCACUCCUCAUCGGCUACGGUAAAUACAACAUUAGGCCAAACCAGUUUACAAAAUAACAGUAGUCCAAAUACAACAACCAUAGACGAAACGACAACAACAACUAGUGAAAGUCAUUUGACUAAAAUCACCGAUUCUUUAAAUCACAUGCCCAUUAGUUCGGCUUCCUCUCAUGAUCUUUUGCGUCGAAUGUCUUCUUCGUCUAUUAGCACUUUGGACUACAUGAGAUCCUUUGCUGGUGAUGUGGAAGAAAACAAUCAGUUAAAGGCUGUCCUAUAUGACGGUAAACUAUCUAACGCCAUUGUAUUUAUGUAUAAUCCAGUGGCAACCGAUGGUCAACUAUGUUUGCAGUCAGCACCUAAAGGAAAUGUAUCAUACUUUGUACAUACACCACAUGCACUUAUGUUACAAGAUGUUAAAGCUGUUAUUACACAUUCCAUACACUGUACAUUAAACUCUAUAGGUGGUAUUCAAGUUUUGUUUCCACUUUUCUCACAAUUGGAUAUGGCCCAUGAGGGAAUUGGCGAUAUGAAACGUGACCCAACAUUGUGCUCGAAGCUUUUAGGUUUUAUUUGUGAGUUAGUUGAAACUUCGCAAACCGUGCAGCAGCACAUGAUACAAAAUCGGGGGUUUUUAGUUAUAUCAUUUAUGCUGCAACGAUCGUCUAGAGAACACUUAACUCUAGAGGUGUUGGGCUCAUUUCUUAAUCUUACUAAGUAUUUAGUAACGUGUCUAUCGGCAAAUAGUGAUUUAUUGCUCAAGCAGUUAAACAUGGGCUUGCGAUAUCCCUUUAAAAAAUUUUACCAGUUGUUUUGUUUUUCGUUUUUAACGUGGCAGCUUUUGGAUCACGUUUUAUUUAAUCCAGCGUUAUGGAUUUAUACGCCGGCGAAUGUUCAAGCUCGACUUUAUUCAUACUUAGCUACAGAAUUUCUUAGCGAUACGCAAAUCUAUAGCAAUGUUCGACGUGUAAGUACUGUUUUGCAAACAGUACAUACUUUAAAAUAUUAUUAUUGGGUUGUGAAUCCACGUGCUAAAAGUGGUAUUAUUCCAAAGGGACUGGAUGGCCCCCGUCCAGCCCAGAAAGAUAUCUUAGCAAUACGCGCUUACAUUUUAUUGUUUUUGAAACAAUUGAUUAUGAUAGGUCAGGGUGUCAAAGAAGAUGAACUGCAAAGCAUUCUAAAUUAUUUGACAACCAUGCAUGAGGAUGAAAAUUUACAUGAUGUUUUGCAAAUGUUAAUAUCGCUUAUGUCUGAGCAUCCCAGUUCCAUGGUACCUGCUUUUGAUGUUAAACAUGGUGUUAGAACCAUAUUUAAACUUCUGGCUGCUGAAAGUCAAUUGAUACGCUUACAAGCCCUUAAACUGCUAGGAUUCUUUUUAUCGAGGAGCACUUACAAAAAGUACGAUGUUAUGUCUCCACACAAUUUAUAUACACUAUUAGCAGAACGAUUACUUUUGUAUGAGGAAUCACUGUCGAUGCCAACGUAUAAUGUUUUGUAUGAAAUUAUGACCGAACAUAUAUCACAGCAUAUAAUGUACAACCGACAUGCUGAACCCGAAAGUCAUUAUCGCUUAGAAAAUCCAAUGAUGCUGAAAGUAGUAGCCACUUUAAUUAGGCAAUCAAAACAAACUGAAUCUUUGAUUGAAGUAAAAAAACUAUUCCUGUCCGAUAUGACGUUACUAUGUAAUAGCAAUCGAGAAAAUAGACGCACAGUACUACAAAUGUCCGUGUGGCAAGAAUGGCUAAUUGCAAUGGCUUACAUUCAUCCUAAAAACACAGAAGAACAGAAAAUUUCCGAUAUGGUUUAUUCACUAUUUCGUAUGCUUUUACAUCAUGCCAUUAAAUAUGAAUACGGAGGCUGGCGAGUUUGGGUUGAUACAUUGGCCAUUGUCCAUUCCAAAGUUUCAUAUGAAGAGUUUAAACUACAAUUUGCUCAAAUGUAUGAGCACUAUGAACGGCAGCGAACAGACAACAUAACUGAUCCCGCCCUAAGACAAGCGAGACCGAUAAGUACCAUCAGCGGAUGGGAACGAGAAGAAUUACAGCAGCAACAACAUGGCAUUGUUCACGAUGCUCCGUCGGUUGCAUCCUUAGAAGAUGUUCCCCAAGUAGAUGAAGAUGGCGACGAUGAAAUAGAAACGGAAGAAUGUUUAAAUAAUAAUCCUGGGAAUGAAAUUCAUGAUGUCAAAACGGAAAGAAGUGAAGUUGAAGGAAAAUGUGAUUGCGCUCUUGAAUCCGAAUCAUGUGGGAAGUCAAUAGAUUCAACAAAAGACGCCAUCGACAAUGAACCUGUCAAGUCUAGUAUAUCAAGUGUGAGCGACGUUUACAAUGAACACAUAAAAUCUGAUAUAACUGUCACUGCCGUUAACUGCAAUGGUAACUCGCCCUCUUCUAAGAAUACCAGUGUCACCGCAACACCCGCCAAAACGAAUUCAUCCACAGGGCAGGAAGCUUUGAAAGAAACGUUAAAUAUCAGCGAUUUAGAAGAUCUUGAAAUUGAAAAUGCUAAAACAGAAUUAGAAAAUAAUAAUGCUCAUAUUGAAACAGUUUUACAAAAAUCUGAGAAAUCUUUAGCCGACUGCAAACAAUUAGCCGACGAAUUGCAGGAAGCAUCAUCAGUUAUAAAGGAUGAAGAAAUUGAGUUAGCCGUCAACGAAGUAGUACAGGGUGUAUUAAAUAAUGAGAAAAAACAAAUCAAAGAACCGUCCUCAGAACAUCCAUUAAAAGUGUCAAGUCAUACAAAAAUAACUCAGCUCAAUACCAAAAAUUUGUUAAACAACAAUAUUUUGGAUACAAAAGCUGACCAGUUACCAACAGAAAUAAACGCAAAUACUGACAAUACAAACGAUUUGCCUGAUAAAGAUGAAGGCCCGAAAAAGACUGAACAAACCCAGGUUACUAAAGAGAAUAAAUUGAAUAACAAUGCUACGUCGACAGCAACAGAUGAGGGUACAGUGACACCUACCGUCACUGACCAAGUACCAAAUGAUGUAGCCGAAAUAGAAGUCAGUUCGUCUUUAUCUACUACAGUUGAAACUACGGAAGAAAUAUCUUCGCUUAGUCCUGAAACAACAGUAUCAAGUGCUUCGAUGACGGAUGAAUCGUUGGUAAAUUUACAAGAAUAUACCGCUGAAGUCACCACAGUCAAAGACAUUGUUGAUGAAUUAAUAGAUAAAGUUAUUGAGAUUUCCUCAAAAGACCAAACUCUUGAACAAUAUGAAAACAACAAUCCUAAUAAUGCUUACAAAAAGAUCGAUGGAAAACAUAUGGAAACAAAUACUGAUACUGACACAGAUCUGUCACCGGAGGAAUUUCUUAACGAAACCGCUAAAGAAAUUAUUGAAGAUGUUAUACAAUCAGCUUUGGAUAAAGCUAUUUCAUUAGAUUCACCAUCUAUUAGAAAUUGUAAUAGUGAAGAGAAACUACGUGCAAAUGAAAGCGAAAAUAAUCAAAAUGUGGUUAAUAUAGUGCAAACUGUUGUUGAUGAUUUGGUAGAAAAAACCGUUUCCGCAAUAGUAGACUCGGCAGAGAAAAAUGUGUUAGAGGAAGAAUCUGAAAAUCAAAAUUUGUUAGAAUCAGAAAAAUUAGAUUUAAUAUCUCAUACUGAUGACAACACUAACAAAAUACAACAUGAUUUAGCACACGAUAGUAUUAGCCAGGAGACUCAAACCAAUCAGUCUAUAGACUACACCGAAGAACCUGUAUCAUCUCAGGAUACUCAUCAGCAACCUCAACAGAAACAACAAAGUGCCAGUACACAGGUUGAAAACCAACAUUUCGAUGAUACGAAACAACACGGCUAUCCACAACAACAACAAUCGCAGCAUCAACAGCAACGUCCCAAAUCUGGUUCAACUCGUCCUAUGUUUAGCCCUGGUCCCACUCGUCCGCCUUUCCGUAUACCAGAAUUCAAGUGGUCAUACAUUCAUCAACGAUUGCUGUCAGAUGUUCUCUUUUCUUUGGAAACUGAUAUACAAGUCUGGCGCUCACAUUCUACAAAGAGUGUAUUGGAUUUUGUCAACUCCAGCGAAAAUGCAAUAUUUGUUGUAAAUACAGUACAUUUGAUAUCGCAACUAGCUGAUAACUUGAUAAUUGCCUGUGGUGGCUUAUUGCCUCUGUUGGCCUCUGCAACUUCGCCAAAUUCUGAACUUGAUGUUCUUGAACCAACUCAAGGUAUGCCCCUUGAAGUUGCCGUUUCAUUUCUGCAGCGUCUUGUUAACAUGGCUGAUGUAUUAAUUUUUGCAACGUCUUUGAAUUUCGGGGAACUGGAAGCCGAAAAGAAUAUGUCUAGUGGUGGCAUAUUAAGGCAGUGCCUACGCUUAGUUUGUACUUGUGCAGUACGCAAUUGCCUCGAAUGUAAGGAACGUACACGAUAUAAUGUUGGUGCAAUGGCAAGAGAUGUGCCUGGAGCUGCCCACUUACAAGCACUUAUACGUGGUGCUCAAGCUUCACCAAAGAAUAUUGUUGAAUCCAUAACAGGCCAGUUGUCCCCAGUUAAGGAUCCAGAGAAAUUGCUACAAGAUAUGGAUGUAAAUCGAUUGAGAGCUGUUAUAUACAGGGAUGUUGAGGAGACAAAACAGGCUCAGUUUUUGUCCUUGGCGAUUGUGUACUUUAUUUCAGUUUUAAUGGUGUCGAAAUAUCGUGACAUCCUAGAGCCCCCAGCUGAGCCUCAAGUUCAAAGGCAAUCACCUGUUAUGCAAAGAUCUACUGGCGAAUCGUCAGGUCGUCCAUUGUUUCCACAGUGGUCACACCAUGUGUACCCACAAUUUCUGCCAGGAACACAUCAUAACCAUAUAACAGAAUCAAAUAUGCAACAACAGCCUACAAUGCAACAUCAACCACAUCACCAACAACAACUAUACUAUCAACAACAUAUGCCAUCGCCGCCACAUCAUCCUCAGCUUCAGCAACAACAAACAAGUAACUUACAACACAAUCAUCACCACGUAACACAUCAACAUCAGCUGCAGCAGCAUCAUCAACAAUAUUACCAAAGUCAUAAUCACACUAUAAGUACUACUUCUUAUGCAACCCAUUGCCCGUCACCACCUAUCGCAACACAAUCGACAAGUCCUUCUACCUCUUCAACAAAUACAUCCCAGCCAGCAUCAACGUCUUCUCUUUCAAGUUUGGCUUCACAGCCUCAUCAUAGACAUGGACAAAAACAUCAGUACCAUCUUCAACAACAACAGUCUACAGCAUCGGGUCACUUCAGUAUGAUGAAUGGUAAUCAAGCGUUAAAUGGUAAAAUUUCAACACCCCAACAAAAUCAACAACAACAGCAAGAUCACAAUGGAAUCAUCGGUAGUGCAGUAAGUGGAAGUAGUGGUGGAAAUGUUGGAAUCGAUAUGGGUAGUAUGUCUUAUCACCAUCACUCGCAACAAUCAUACAUGCGUACACCGUCAGGCUUGAUGAUUAAUGGUAUAAAUGGUACCACAUCUCACCCGAACGGCAUAGUUGAUUAUCACACACAACACGUUGUGAUAAACGGUCUUGUUACCAAUACCGUUGCGAAUGGUAACGGCAGCUUCGGCUGUGGCAGCAAUAAUAAUGGCAAUAAUCACAAUUCUAUGCCCAUUAUAAAUAAUGGCCGUCAUAUACGUAAUGGUCAUGUUUUGGGAUCAGGUGCUGUUGUUAGUGGUGCUGGUGGAAUGCAUGUAGGUGGUUUAGGAAUAACUGCGUCAUCUGCAGCAGCAUCAUCAGCAGCAUCUUUAGGAGCUACGGUAUAUAAAAACAAUAACGGCAUUAAUAACAAUUAUCGCUAUAAUGGCCGUACCCCAACUGGAACAGGCGGACGAACUAUCCAUGACGGAGACUACGAAAUCAUUGUUGUUGAUGAAAAUAAUCCAUCUGUGUUAGCAGAUAAUGAUUCGCAUUCUAGUGGACCACCUUCAAUAAAGAGUGAUUCAGAAUGUAAUUCACUGAAUAUGAACUCAACUGAAAACGAAGUUCCUGAAGUGGAAUCAUCAAGUGAAAUUAUGGUUGAUGAUGGUAAGCCCAUGAAUUCAAAUGAUGAAAGCUGGACAGAUGUCAAUUUAAAUGAAGAUGCAAGUGUACAGGCAUCAGCUACAGGUAUAAUGUCGGGUGAUGCAAAGAUACGAGUCAUGGGUGGUAUGCAUUCAGCACAUGCCAGUCAUAUGCAAAAUACUUCACAUGUCGGUGGCGGCGUCAACGAAAGAGGAGAUAAACCGGAUUCAGAAAUAUCUGUAGUUCGAGUGCCAGAUGGUUAUGUAAAUGCAACAGGCGUAUCUGGUAAUGGAGGAAAUGUUGGUGCACAAAGAAAUUCAAGAGCAGAGGACUUGCCUAUGAAACCACCAUUAGUCGGCCAAUUACCCAUGACUACUCCUUCUAGAGAGGCUAGUCUCACGCAGAAGUUGGAAGUAGCAUUGGGACCAGUAUGUCCUUUGCUAAGAGAAAUUAUGGUGGAUUUUGCACAUUAUUUGUCCAAGACUUUGGUGGGCUCUCAUGGACAGGAGUUGCUGAUGGAAGGCAAGGGCUUGACUACAUUUAAGAACUCACACUCUGUAGUGGAGCUGGUGAUGUUGCUUUGCUCUCAGGAGUGGCAAAACAGUUUGCAGAAGCAUGCAGGACUUGCUUUCAUUGAACUUAUUAACGAGGGUCGCCUACUGUCGCAUGCCAUGAAAGAUCACAUAGUGCGAGUAGCAAAUGAAGCGGAAUUUAUUUUAAAUCGUAUGAGAGCAGAUGAUGUUCUAAAACACGCAGAUUUCGAGUCGCAAUGUGCACAAACUUUGUUAGAAAGAAGGGAGGAAGAACGGAUGUGUGAUCAUUUAAUUACUGCAGCUCGCCGAAGAGAUAAUGUCAUUGCCAGUAGAUUGUUAGAAAAAGUUCGCAAUAUUAUGUGCAACAGGCAUGGUGCCUGGGGGGAUUCUUGUGGUAAUGUCCAAAAGCAAACUUACUGGAAGUUGGAUGCCUGGGAAGAUGAUGCCAGAAGACGUAAACGUAUGGUACAAAAUCCCAGAGGCUCGUCUCAUCCUCAAGCCACUUUGAAGGCUGCGCUAGAAAAUGGUGGUCCAGAAGAUGCAAUUUUACAAACUCGGGAUGAAUUUCAUACACAAAUAGCUGUUAGCCGUGCUCACCAAGCUACCCAACACACUGCCGAUCUUUUAGACGAUGCUGAACUUCUAAUAGAAGACCGAGAACUCGAUCUAGAUUUGACUGGCCCGGUUAAUAUUAGCACUAAAGCGAAACUUAUAGCUCCAGGACUAGUUGCUCCCGGUACUGUUUCCAUAACAAGUACGGAAAUGUUCUUUGAGGUUGAUGAAGAACACAACGACUUCCACAAAAUAGAGGCUGAAGUUCUCAAGUACUGUGAUCAUUUACAUGGCAAAUGGUACUUUUCUGAAGUUAGAGCCAUAUUUUCACGACGAUACCUCCUGCAAAAUGUAGCUCUGGAAAUCUUUUUAGCCUCUCGCACUUCAAUUUUAUUCGCGUUUCCUGACCAACACACCGUAAAGAAGGUUAUUAAGGCUCUGCCGCGCGUAGGAGUGGGUAUAAAAUAUGGCAUUCCACAGACUAGACGAGCUUCGAUGAUGUCGCCACGUCAGUUGAUGCGUAACUCGAAUAUGACCCAAAAAUGGCAGCGCCGUGAAAUUUCCAAUUUUGAAUACUUAAUGUUCCUUAAUACCAUAGCAGGUCGCACAUACAACGAUUUAAAUCAAUAUCCCAUUUUCCCUUGGGUAUUGACUAAUUAUGAAACCAAAGAUUUAGAUCUCAGUUUACCGUCAAACUAUAGAGAUUUGUCGAAACCUAUAGGAGCUUUAAAUCCAUCAAGAAGAGCAUACUUCGAAGAAAGGUAUGAAUCUUGGGAAAGUGAUACAAUACCACCAUUCCACUAUGGAACUCACUACUCCACUGCAAGUUUUACACUUAAUUGGUUGGUAAGAGUGGAACCUUUCACAACUAUGUUUCUUGCGCUGCAGGGAGGUAAAUUCGAUUAUCCUGAUCGUCUUUUCUCUUCCGUUAACCUCUCAUGGAAGAAUUGCCAACGCGACACUUCAGAUGUCAAAGAGCUUAUACCAGAAUGGUACUUCUUGCCGGAGAUGUUUUACAAUUCUUCAAGUUAUCGAUUGGGUCACCGUGAGGAUGGAACGAUGGUCAAUGAUGUUGAACUGCCGCCUUGGGCAAAGACGCCUGAAGAGUUUGUGCGCAUCAACCGCAUGGCCUUAGAAUCGGAAUUCGUCUCAUGCCAAUUACAUCAAUGGAUUGAUUUAAUAUUCGGCUAUAAGCAGAGAGGACCUGAAGCUGUUCGGGCCACCAACGUAUUCUACUACUUGACAUACGAAGGUAGUGUAGAUUUAGAUGCAAUAGGAGAUCCUGUUAUGAGGGAGGCUGUCGAAAAUCAAAUACGCAACUUUGGCCAAACACCCAGUCAAUUGCUUAUGGAACCUCAUCCACCCAGAAGUUCGGCAAUGCACUUAUCUCCGAUGAUGUUCAGUGCAAUGCCCGAUGAUCUAUGCCAAAUAUUGAAAUUUUAUCAAAAUUCUCCAAUUAUUCAUAUAUCAGCAAAUACGUAUCCACAACUAUCGUUGCCUUCCGUUGUUACUGUUACAGCAGGACAUCAAUUUGCUGUAAACCGGUGGAAUUGUAAUUACACGGCUUCCGUCCAAAGUCCUAGCUAUGCAGACUCUAGCCAACAGCAGGGAGCUAUGAAACCUUUAACAAUUGAUCCCGUUUUAACUGCUCAACAUACAGCCAACAAUAAUCCAAUGAAUCGCAGACAUUUAGGAGAUAAUUUCAGCCAAAUGUUAAGAAUAAGAUCCAAUUGUUUUGUAGUUACCGUAGACAGUCGUUUUCUUAUUGCUUGUGGAUUUUGGGAUAAUAGUUUUCGAGUGUUUAAUACUGAAUCAGCUAAAAUCGUGCAAAUAGUUUUUGGCCAUUUUGGUGUCGUGACAUGUUUGGCACGAUCUGAGUGUAAUAUCACAUCAGACUGUUAUAUAGCUUCAGGUUCCGCCGAUUGUACUGUGCUGCUGUGGCACUGGAAUGCUCGCACACAAAGCAUAGUAGGAGAAGGUGAUGUUCCUACACCCAGAGCAACUUUAACUGGACACGAACAGGCCGUCACUUCGGUUGUGAUAAGCGCAGAAUUAGGUCUAGUGGUAUCAGGUUCUACAAAUGGACCUGUUCUAAUUCAUACAACUUUCGGUGAUCUCUUGCGUUCUUUGGAUCCCCCAAUGGAUUUCCACUCCCCAGAAUUAAUUGCAAUGUCACGUGAAGGUUUUAUUGUUGUCAAUUAUGACAAGGGUAAUGUGGCAGCCUAUACUAUAAAUGGAAAAGAACUAAGACACGAAACCCAUAAUGAUAACCUACAGUGCAUGUUACUCUCACGCGAUGGUGAAUAUUUAAUGACAGCUGGCGAUCGUGGUAUUGUUGAAGUUUGGCGUACUUUUAAUUUGGCUCCGCUUUACGCUUUUCCAGCUUGCAAUGCUGGUAUUCGAUCAUUGGCUUUAACCCAUGACCAAAAGUAUUUACUCGCUGGUCUGUCUACUGGUUCAAUAGUUGUAUUUCAUAUUGAUUUUAAUCGGUGGCAUCACGAGUAUCAACAGCGCUAUUAAAUCUGCUAUAAUUUCGUCAUUAAAUCAAAAAGAAAUAACACUUUAUAAAAACAUUAACAACAUCGGGUGCAAAUUUUUAGUUCAUACGUACUUAUAUUUCUACAUAAUUUUAGUUCCAUCCGUAUCUGUUUUUUAAUGAAAGUUAAAACUUAUUUGAUUUCUUUAGGUAGAGAGUAUAAUAUUUCAACAAAAAUUACUUUUAUUUUGCUUUAACAUUAACAUUCCAAAGUAAUAAUGAACAAAAAAUAUAAUUGAAAAGGAACCAUGUUCCAAAUAAUUUUAGACAUUAUCUAACUUCAAAAUGAAAACACUAAACAUAGCAUAAAAUGAGUUACAAUUGAAACUAAGUGGCCAAAUGUGAACGUACUAAAGUAGUAUUAAUACAAAACAAAUUAUAAUUAUAAAAAAUAACAAUUAAAUAAAUUAAAAAAUCAAGUGUUAAAGAGCAUUUAGUGUUAACUAAAAAAACCUCUUAAGGCUUAUAUUAGAAGGUUUUUAAAUUAAAUACAAUGCACUUUUAAUUUUUAUACAAAAAAAUUUAAAAAAAUCUAGACACACACACUCUGACAUAUACAACGCAACAGCUACAAACUUUUGUACAUAAAAAAUAAUACAUAUUUUUUAAUAUACUUAAAAUAAAAUUAAUAUUUCCUUUAAAAACGUUGCAAAUAAACAAAAAAUAAAUUUUAUGUUUAAAAUUCGUCCAUUAUAAAAAAUAAUAUUAAGAAAUACAUAAACUUUGAGUGUUUUAUACAUAUGUAUGUGUGUGUUAAGUAUUCAGAAAAAACGUCCAAUUAUUUUUUGUUGUUGUCUAUGAGACUUUGUUUCUUUUAGUAUAUCCUUAACUUAUUCAUCCCCAAGCCCUCCAGAGUUGGGUUAUUAAAAACCCUUUUUUCACCCUCUGUGUAAUUAUUUAAUCGUCUUUAAUCCUAUGAAAUUGGUUGUUAUCUUUUUACAAAUGUAAACAUACAAAUGCACUACUUCUGUACAAUAUAGUCAGCUGAAAUGCAUUUUCAGAUUAAUUAAAAACAUAUUUGCAAUUAUAAAAUAUUUAUAAGAUAUGACUUUUAAUAAAAUAUGUCACAAUUAACUUCAAAACUUGUUAAAUUUUUGUUAUAAUUACAAGAAUUUGUAUUUCAGCUAAAGAUAUUUAUAUAAAGUAGGCUUUUCUUAGAAAUAAUUUUUAAAUAAUAUUUAGUUCAACACUAGGAAAUUUGUAAAACUACAUUAUGUAAAAAACUUAACCAUUAAUUUGAAAAAUAUCGUCGUACGCACCAUACUUAUUGUGUUUUGAUUAUUGAUUACUAGUUUUUAUCGCUUUAUCAUAAUUAUACAUAUAUUUUUUUUAUGCCAAACCUGAAUGAUUAAAACUUUUCAUGAACAAGAAAAACAAAAAUCACAACACGCGCAUUUUACUGAAUAUUUUUAGUGCAUGAAUGUAUUUAAAAAAUACAUAAAAACAAUUUUUAAUGUAAUUACAACUAUUCUGUCCACAUUGCAAUUUUUUAUUCAUGUUUAAAGAAAAAAAAAAAUAAAUACAAAAUUAUUAUAAUUAAAACACGAAAAAAGAUGAAAGUAAAAUAGAUACAUAUGUUUAUGUAAAUAAGUAAUAACUAACUAAUACUAUUUAAAUAUUAUCAUAAAGGUGAGGGGUUUGUUUUCAAACAAAUAAAUUUAUUUCAACAAAAUAAUAAUUAAUGUAAAUAUAGCUUAGAGAUUCAAAUAAAAAUUAAACGAUUAAAGGUUAUGUACUUAUAAUAUGCCAAUGAAUAUUUUUUGAUUUAUUUCUUUUUUCUUAUAAAUGCAUACAAACAAGUAUGCAUACAAGCAAACAAACAUACAUCUAUUUACAUCGUACAUAUUUAGAAACAAAAACAAUAAUAUGAAUAUAUUGUAAAAGCGUUGCCUCAAACUUUUAUUAUUGAAAAUUAAAAGCGGCUGAAUAGUACUUUUAAAUAAAUCAAUUUAUUAGCAUACAAGCACUACAAAGUUAUAAUUACCAAAAAUAUCUUGUUUGGGAAACGAUAAGAAAUCUAUCAACAUACAUACAAAAGUAAUUGAAAUAAAAAGUUUAAUUAAUAGUCCCAAAAUUUAACAUAGCUUUUUUGCUGCAAAAGAAUUUUUAGGAUAUCAAAAAAAAAGUAAAAUAUUAAAUAUAUUUUGUCAAUCAUGUUAAAAAUUUAUUAAAACAAAGUAAUCAACACACACAAUUAAGUCAUGUGAAGCCUAUAACUCUUAUGUGCAAAUGCAAAACAAAUUAUACUUAAAAUUAUACAAAAAUAAAUUACAGAAAAUAUUUCAAAACCAAAUCAGUAAUGGUGAAGAUUUAUAAAUUAUUAGAAUACUUGAAGACAUAAAAAUUAUUUAAAAUUUGAUAAAAAAAAAUUAAAAUAAAAUAAAAUAAAGCGAUAAAUAAACACAUUUUCACACUGACAGCACACACCCACACACAUUCAAGCAUGGGAAAACACAAUGCAUAUGCUAUGAAAAUAAGUAAUUAAUACAAUUAAUAUGAUUAUGUUCAAUAAAAUAAAUUCAAAAGACAA
Messenger RNA from Lucilia cuprina (Australian sheep blowfly), 13112 nucleotides. Its product is annotated as neurobeachin. Lineage: Eukaryota; Metazoa; Arthropoda; Insecta; Diptera; Calliphoridae. Bases 10 to 10566 code for a protein of 3518 amino acids. Gene Ontology annotation, molecular function: protein kinase binding. Gene Ontology annotation, cellular component: membrane; cytosol. The record is from RefSeq and is a predicted model, not a curated record. The transcript has 29 exons. Gene Ontology annotation, biological process: intracellular protein localization.